AAAUUUUUAAAUUUUAUAAAAGGAAAAGGUUUUUUUAUAUAGAAAUAAAUAUGAAUCCUUGUACAGUUUGUAAAACGGAAACAAAAAAUAGUUGUUCCAACUGUAAACAAGUAUUUUACUGUUGUGUAGAGCAUCAAAAACAAGAUUGGAAAAAUCACAAGAUAAACUGUCAUCCAUAUAAGAUUGUUAAAAAUGAGGAAUUGGGUCGUCAUUUGGUAACCACUCGUACAAUUAAACCGUUUGAAAUUAUUUUAAAAGAGGCUCCUUUAUUCAGAGGCCCCUCUCAGUUAACGCCACCGGUAUGUUUGGGCUGUUUAAACGCCAUCGAACCCACAGAUUAUAUAAAUUGUGAAGAAUGCGGUUGGCCUCUGUGUGGUGUUGAAUGCAAAAAUAAGGAUGAGCACCGUUACGAAUGCGAAUUGACCGUUAAAAGGGGGAAAAAGGCUAACGUACAAGAAUUUACCAAUCCUCAUCCGUUGUAUCAAUGUUUGAGCACUGCUCGUUGUUUGAUGUUACGCGAUAAAGAUGCUGAGAAGUGGAAACAAAUUAAUGAGCUGGAAUCGUUGGAGGAUCAAAGGCGUGGCUCUAUGCAAUGGAAGGCCGAUUACGAAAGUGUUUGUAAAUUUAUUUUAAAAUACUUCAACACUCAAAUAUUUAGUGAAGAUGAAAUUAUGCGCAUUAUUGGCAUUUUACAAAUCAAUGGCCAUGAAGUACCCACUUCUGAUCCAGCCCAUGUUGCUAUUUUCUAUAAUGCCUCGUUCCUAGAGCACUCCUGUACGCCCAAUAUAGCCAAAAGUUUCAAUAAAGAUGGCCAUCUUGUGCUCUGGGCUCCCAAGGAAAUAAAGAAGGGUUCACAUUUAAGCAUUUGCUAUUCGGACGCUGUAUGGGGUACAGCCGAUCGUCAGCGUCAUUUAAUGCAAACGAAAAUCUUUAAAUGUCAGUGUCCCCGUUGUGUUGAUGUCAGUGAAUAUGGAACAAAUUAUAGUGCUUUAAAAUGUGAGAAAUCCGAAUGUAGAGGCUUGAUGUUGCCAUCAAAUUUGAAUGAUUGGCACAAGGAUUGGACUUGCAACGAAUGUAAGCACCAAGUGGAUAAAACAUAUGUAAACAAUAUAUUAGAAAGAUCGGGUAGUGAUUUGAAUGCAAUGGAUAAAACGAAGGAAAAUUGUCGCAAAUAUUUAAGUCAUUAUGGCAGAUGGUUACCCAGUCAUCAUUAUUACAUGUGUGAAGUCAAGAUACAUUUGGUACAACAACUGGGCAAGGAACCACAGGAACUAAUGAUUCUGCCAGAUGAAGAUCUAAAAUUAAAAAUAGAGUAUGGCAGAGAAUUAGUUGAACUAUAUGAAAUAUUGGCACCUUGUGAAGUUCGUAUGUUGGGUAAUUUAUGCUUUGAAGUUCAUUCCGCUGUGGCCGAAAAUACACGCCGCAUCUCCUUGCAAGUGAGUUUAUCGCCCAAAGAACUUCUCGAAGAAGCCUUGAUGUAUGUAGAAAAGGCUGUCGGUUAUCUACAAUAUGAGUCGGAUAUAUUUGUUGAAGGACACAUGUUAAAACAAGCCAAAAUUAACCGAGAUGCUUUAAAAAUGGUCAUAAGAAUGUAAAUUAAAUAUAAAAAGAAAUUUUUAUAACUAAAUUCAGUUUUGUAUACUUGAAAUAAAAUGUUUAAUACAACAAAAAAAAAAACAACAAA
Molecule: messenger RNA, 1684 nt
Organism: Calliphora vicina (urban bluebottle blowfly)
Lineage: Eukaryota; Metazoa; Arthropoda; Insecta; Diptera; Calliphoridae
Gene: SmydA-1
Product: SET and MYND domain containing, arthropod-specific, member 1
Exons: 6
Coding region: 51-1595 (514 amino acids)
Molecular function (GO): protein binding
Source: RefSeq, a predicted model, not a curated record